Cokeromyces recurvatus is the source of this 1291-nucleotide messenger RNA. RefSeq lists its product as uncharacterized. Gene Ontology annotation, cellular component: membrane. The transcript is spliced from 7 exons. The record is from RefSeq and is a predicted model, not a curated record. Lineage: Eukaryota; Fungi; Mucoromycota; Mucoromycetes; Mucorales; Mucoraceae. The coding region runs from base 21 to 1013 and encodes 330 amino acids.
UUUUUUUUUUCCUUUAUCUAAUGUCAUCCAUCAUUCUAAAUAAUUGCAUCCUUAUUUCUAUACAAAUUACUUUAUUUAUAAUAGGUUCAACUAAAAUAACUCAAUUAGUAUUCAAUGACAACAAUCGGAAUAAAUCUGUUAAUUACUUGAUUCGCUCUUCUUCUUUAUCGACUCUAUUACCACGACUUUUAUUCUCCUUGACCUUUAGUUGUUCUUGUACAUUAUUUUUAUUAAUCUUUAGUGAAAUAAUUCAAUUAUUUUCAAAAAACAUUCGGUAUUAUUAUUGGAAAGUGAAUAUGACAGUGUUAUUAUUUCUUGUUAUUAUCAUCAUUCCUUGGUUUCAACUAUACACAUUUUUAUACAUGACAAGAGGUUGGAAAUUGAAACCGUCUAUUUAUUUGUCAACAUGUCUAUUGUCUAUUUAUCUUUAUUUCUUUUAUAAAUUGGGUGGUGGAAAUGAUAAUAAGCAAAAAUAUGUUAGUAUUAUAUCCUGGAUUGAAUCAAGUAGUAUUAUUCAAACAUGUUGUAUUGGUAUUACAUUGAUUUCCAUCUUGUCUGGAUUUGGUGUAGUGAAUAAACCAUGGACGAUUCUAUUGGCAUAUAAAAGACAUGUGAGUGAACAUGAUUACAAGAUAGCUGAACAUGUUUAUCAUCAAACUGAAAAAAUAAUUCAAGAAAGACGAGAAUUAUUAAACCAGUUAAUAAUAAAUCAACCAUCAGAAGAUAAUAGUUCUUCAUCUACUUUUUUUAUACAUCGUAUCAUGUCCUCUUUGAGUUCUGAUACAACCUCAGAAAAGAAAGAAAUACGUCUCCUGCAAACCGAGAUAGAACAAUUAGAAGAGUUGACUAGAAAUAUGAAGUCUGAUUUGAAUGAAUUAGAACAUAGUAGAGUUAAAAUUCAAUUUAAUUCAACUUGGAAAGGACAAAUCUGGGGAUUUAUAGAGAAAGUAUUUGCCAUCUAUUGUAUCUACAGACUAUUGAUAGUAAGUAUUUUAAUUAAAACAAGCAAGUAGUUUAUAUGUAUAUACAUCUUAUUCAUGUUAGACAUUAUUCAAUGUUAUCUUUCAACGAACAACAAGUUCUUCUGAUCCAAUUACUCAUAUUUUGUCUAUUUGGAUGAGUCAUUUUGAUAACGAGAAAGUAUUUAAUGCCACUUAUUGGUCACAACAACUUAGUUUUUGGUUUGCAGGCAUUAUUGUCUUCAGUUCUGUUAAAGGAUUUUUAAGUCUUUUGACAAAGAUAGUAUUACGAUUUCAUAUCAACAACAACAAACAAAGGAGAACAACGACAU